AUGUUCACUACAAUCGUUUUGACCACUCUUAUUUUGGAUCUUGCUCGUUGGUUGGUAACAUACUUAUUGUAUGUGGUCGUGCUUUCUACAACCCUUCAUGGUGACCUUAACUGGCUGGUCACGACAUCCAAAACGAUGCUUCAGUGUAUUUCGGAAUACAACAAUUCCUGGAUAUCGAUACGAGGAGCCAUGUUGAUCUUGUACCUUUUCUUAUGCCUGGUCAUUGGAUACAUGCCCACUAUAGGAUUAUCUCUAUUGCACCCUAUAACGCAUGAAUCGAUCUAUGAUAGAUCUUACGACGUUGAUAUCUCAUGCCUCGUCAAAGAGAUCCCCACGCCAUUAUACACGAACGUUAUGUCCUCGCUAAGUGGCUAUUUUGAUGAACGCUGUGAUCUUCACGAUUUUUUACCGGACCCUCUACCGAAACAAUCAGUGUCACCUUCGAUCGUGCAAAUAGACAAUGAUCCGGCUCUAUCAUUGACAUACCACAGCGGUUCGAAGUACAUCUUCAACACAACAACAUUCACACCCGAUUCUCUUGGCGUGACUUUACAAGCGUUUAUUGAUGCUGACAUAGCCAUUGAUUACUUUUUGUCCCUUCGCAAUUAUCCGCUUUUCAACAUGGAUCCAUUAUUACCUUAUCACGAGCAUUGGCUUCGUGUGAUAUCACCCACGGUUUAA
Lichtheimia ornata is the source of this 681-nucleotide messenger RNA. RefSeq lists its product as uncharacterized. Bases 1 to 681 code for a protein of 226 amino acids. Lineage: Eukaryota; Fungi; Mucoromycota; Mucoromycetes; Mucorales; Lichtheimiaceae. The transcript is spliced from 2 exons. The record is from RefSeq and is a predicted model, not a curated record.